Molecule: messenger RNA, 2655 nt
Organism: Carcharodon carcharias (great white shark)
Lineage: Eukaryota; Metazoa; Chordata; Chondrichthyes; Lamniformes; Lamnidae
Gene: psip1a
Product: PC4 and SFRS1 interacting protein 1a
Exons: 15
Coding region: 144-1856 (570 amino acids)
Biological process (GO): regulation of transcription by RNA polymerase II
Cellular component (GO): nucleus
Molecular function (GO): double-stranded DNA binding; transcription coregulator activity
Source: RefSeq, a predicted model, not a curated record
CGUCCCCGGGCAGAGCACGCGCUUUAUCCUCGCCUGCAUUCGCGAGCAAAAGCAAAGGCGGCAGCAGCAAAAAGUAGUGACCGAGGCCUCUUUCUGUAUUUGAGAAGGUUGGCGGCGCAUUUUCAUUCCAUCCCGAAGAGGCCAUGACUCGCGAGUAUAAAGCCGGAGAGUUGAUCUUUGCCAAGAUGAAGGGUUAUCCUCACUGGCCUGCCAGGAUUGAUGAUUUUGCUGAUGGAGCAGUAAAAUCUUCAACAAAUAAAUAUCCCAUUUUCUUCUUUGGAACUCAUGAGACUGCCUAUUUGGGUCCACGAGACAUUUAUCCAUAUGAAGAAAACAAGGAGAAGUACGGGAAACCCAACAAAAGAAAAGGUUUUAACGAAGGACUGUGGGAAGUUGAAAAUAAUCCUACUGUCAAAUUUCUAGGACAACAGGGUUCUAAUAAAAGAGCUCGCAAGUUGUCAACUGACAAAGAUGCUGAAGAGGGGAAGGAAACAGGUGGUUCAAAUCUGGGAAAAGAAGAGUCUGACGUUGUCAGUUCACCAGAGUUCGAUAAGCAUAGUGAUGAAGACGCUUCUGCAAAGAAAACUGCGGUAGUGCAGACUCCAAAGAAAGGUGCCAAGAGGGGACGAAAGAGAAAGAUUGACCAAGUAGAGGUUGGUUCAGAAUCUGAACCUGAAAAACAGAGUGCCAAGCGGAAGAAACAAGCCGUUGAAGUGAAGACUCCAAAACCCAGAGGAAGGCGGCCGAAAGUAAUGGUGAUCGCUGCACGCUCAGGCGAUGAAAGUGAGAAUGAUGCUACGAACAAAGCUGAGGAAAAGAAGGCAGUCAUGGAGGAAAAGCGAAAGAAGCAACAAGAGCAGAAGAAAGUGAAGGAGGAGGAAGAGAAGAAAGAAGAAAAAAAGAUCGACAAGCCAAAAAAAGAAAUAGUUAAAAAGGAAGGAAAGAAGGAUCUCACAGAACCCAAGCGAAGGAGGAAUACCAAGACCAAGUCAACUUCGGAGUCUGAAGUGGAGGAACCAGAAGAUGAAGAAGAGAAAAGCAAGAAAACUAAGUGGGAUGCUGCUAAUAGACGCAAUCUAAUGAAAAAGCAAAAUGAAAAGGAACAGGAAGAAAAGCUUCGCAAAGUGGAGGAGAGCAAAAAAGAAGAGCAGCAAACCAAAGAGGAGAAAGAAGGAAAGAAAGAAGAAAAACUCAAUUUCAAGAAAAUAGAGAAAAAAAGAGAAAUGUCAAUGGAAUUGAGACUUCAAAAAUUGCACAGUGAAAUCAAAUUAUCACUGAAGAUCGACAAGCCUGAUGUGAAGAAAUGUAUUGAGGCCUUAGAUGAACUUGCUGCGCUCCAGGUUACUCCACAGCAUCUGCAGAAACACAGUGAACUGAUUGCAACACUUAAGAAGAUGCGAAACUACAAAGCCAGUCAAGACAUCAUGUUCAAGGCAGAUAUGAUCUACAACAAAUUCAAAUCCAUGUUCUUGGUUGGUGAAGGUGACUCGGUGAUUGCGCAAGUACUGAAUAAAUCUCUCGCUGACCAGCGGCAGCAUGAGGAAGCAGUUAAGGCACGAGAACAAGAGAAGAAAAGUGAUCAACUGGAAACUACCAAAAAAGCUGAAAACAUAGAGGAACAGCUGACUGCCACUAAAACUGUGAAUGGAGAUGUUGUAUCACAGGAUGCAGAAAAAGGCCAAUCCUUGAAACGUGCUGAGAACAAGUCUGGCGAUGAGAAAAAAAAUAAAUCUGAUGCUGCGCAGCUGCCACAAAACAGUGAACCACACCAAUCCGAUGCAUCCCAGUUGGCGAAACAACCAUCAGCCAAUACUGAGACUGGUCAGAUGGAGACAGGACCAGCUGCUGAAAGCUGAGCAGCUCCAACCUGCAUAUUGCCACCAAAUUUAAAAUGUAGCUCCUAGCACAGGUGUUGUCAGGGGGGGAAUGUGGGAUAGUGCUUUUGUUUCCCUAUUUUGUAACUUCUGAUUUGUAGACAACUUGCUAUUUAACACUGGAUAUCCAUAAAACCUCCCCCAGAAAAGCAGCAUAUCAACAAAUGAGCACGUUAGUGUUUUACCACAUAGAACUGCCGAAGCCUAGGUGUACAUUUUUUAUUUGGUUUCCUUUCCUGCCUUUAAAAGGUUUUAUAUAAUGAUUGGAGGGUGAUGGGUUCCCUUGUUUUUGGAUGUGUAUAGUAAUUCAGUGGCGUUUUUACGUUGAUAUGGUGUAUCUUUUUUUUUGUAUUAACCAGUUGAGGUCAAAUCUGCUUUAACGCCAAAAGAUCAAAACUAGUUUUGUUCCUGCAUGUUGAAUUGCAGGUAGUAUCAUAAAGAAACUUGUGUAUUUGUUUUUAUUAUGUACUUUUUUUUUUACAUUUUGCUUUGUUCUAGUAAAUAUCAAGUUUUUGCAUAACAGCAUAGUUGCUCUUUCUUUUUCUAGCACCCUGUAACGGUUCUACGUGAAGAUGUUAUUGAAUGGUUAUCGUAAACUAAGAGCUCAGAAUUGCUUCUUAUUUUUUUAUACUAGUGUGUCUUUAUAAUAGCAAAUGCUUCCACUUCAGAUGAGCCACAGAAGCGCUUCUCAUGUGUUGCAUUUUGCUUUGUCCUUCAUGAAAGGGUUUAAGCCCUAAACUUUGCUGUAAACUUGCACCAAAAUAAAUGUUUGGUUCAUUAA